AUGGACAAGCUCAAGGCUCUCUUCAGGCGCAAGAAGGACAAGACUACAAGCAGUACUGCUGGAACAAAGACAGAAGCACCAGCUGCUGCCGCCGCCCCCAAACCGGCUGAACCAGCGGCUCCUUCUACCGCCGAUCCAGCUGCCGCCCCUGCUGGCGCAGCGCCCGUCGAUGCUCCCGCGGCCGACACUCCCGCUGAGCCAACUCCGGCAGAACCAGCUUCCACCGAAACACCAGCAGCCGAGCCUCCGAAGUAG
Molecule: messenger RNA, 255 nt
Organism: Exophiala oligosperma
Lineage: Eukaryota; Fungi; Ascomycota; Eurotiomycetes; Chaetothyriales; Herpotrichiellaceae
Exons: 2
Coding region: 1-255 (84 amino acids)
Source: RefSeq, a predicted model, not a curated record